Chelonoidis abingdonii (Abingdon island giant tortoise) is the source of this 998-nucleotide messenger RNA. Its product is annotated as olfactory receptor 52M1-like. Gene Ontology annotation, cellular component: plasma membrane. NCBI's taxonomy places the organism in Eukaryota, Metazoa, Chordata, Testudines, Testudinidae. Gene Ontology annotation, biological process: G protein-coupled receptor signaling pathway. Gene Ontology annotation, molecular function: olfactory receptor activity; G protein-coupled receptor activity. The record is from RefSeq and is a predicted model, not a curated record.
UCUGUCUCAGAGUUGGACACCUUCUCCCCUAUUCCAUGUUAGAUUCCAACAUAAUCAACUUCACCAAACCCUCCACCUUCAUCCUGCUGGGCAUUCCUGGCCUGGAGGCGGCCCAUAUCUGGAUCUCCAUCCCCUUCUGCACCAUGUACACCAUAGCCAUCUUGGGGAACUUCAUCAUCCUGUUCAUUGUGAAGAGGGAACCGAGUCUCCAUGGGCCCAUGAACUAUUUCCUCUGCUUGCUGGCCAUCACCGACCUGGUCCUGUCCACAUCCAUCCUGCCUAAAAUGCUGGCAAUCUUCUGGUUCAAUUCCAGAGAGAUCGAUUUCAGUGCUUGCCUCACCCAGCUGUACUUCAUUUACUGCUUCUCAGCGAUGGAAUCUGGGAUCUUUGUGGCCAUGGCUUUUGAUCGCUAUGUGGCCAUCUGCCAUCCCCUGAGACAUUCCAUCACCCUGACAAACCCCGUGGUGGCCAAGAUUGGCCUGUCCGUGGUGCUGCGCGGCAUCAUGCUCAUACUGCCCUAUCCCUUACUGGCAAGGCAGUGGCCAUAUUGCAGAACCAACAUCAUCCCCCACUCGUACUGCGAGCAUAUUGCCAUGGUGAAGCUGACCUGCACAGACAUCCGCAUCAGCAGUUACUAUGGCCUGCUAGUGGCAUUCUUUGUGAUUGGUCUGGAUGUGAUUUUUAUUACUAUGUCCUAUAUCCAGAUCCUCAGGGCAAUCUUCAGCCUCCCCACAAAGGACGCCCGGCUCAAGACUUUUGGGACCUGCGGUUCUCACCUCUGUGCCAUCUUAGCCUUUUACAUCCCAACUCUUUUCUCCUCCUUCCUUCACCGUUUUGGCCACAAUGUGUCCCUGCAUUUACACAUUCUCAUUGCCAACAUGUACCUCCUUGUGCCCCCCAUGCUAAACCCCAUCAUCUAUGGGAUGAGGACCAAACAGAUCCGCGACAGGCUGCUCUAGUUCAUUACUCGUAAAGGCACCUAAUAUUUUCUCCAGGUG